UCACAGCACACAACCACCGCAUCUCCUUUACGAACCUGCAUCAGAAAAAAAAGAAGCUCAAAAAGAGCGUCCCAGUUGGUGAAAAGUUGUCGUCAAUUGGUUGAAUGGCAAUCAUGCAGGAAUGAACUAAGUUUAGAAAAUAAACAAAGAGAAACUACAUGAGAACAGAAUAUUUUAAACGAGGUACUGCCUUUUAGAAAAGUUCUAUAUAUGAUAGAAAUGGAUAGUAUAAAUGGUGAUCGACAGCACACAUUAAUGUAUUUAUAUAUGUUGAUAAUUCUAAGAUCCUAGCUAGUUUACACGCCAACUCAGUUUUAUUUCUAUUCUAGAAAAAAAUAAAAUAAAAAUUAUUUUUAUCCUCUUAUAUAAUAAAUAUAAAUCUGCAUAAUUUUCUCUGUAUAGUCUUUCUUUCUGAUCUCUAAUAGCAUGACACACCUAGAUUGAAACAUUAGAUCUGAAGCAAAAUUUUUGUUUUCUUAUACUCGAGAACCAAGAAUUUCUUGUUGAUGUUAUUUUACUCAAACUAUAUUCAUCAUGACAAUGAAUAACAGUGAAAAAGUAAGUUUUUUAAGUGAAUCUCAAUUGAAUGACAUUAAUUUGUGAGUUUAUAUCAUGUUAAAUUAGUGAGUAAUGAUUAAAAUAUCAUGAAUGUACACUUGAUUUAACGAAAAAUAAAUAAUUCUGGACGUUGUUAAAAAAAAUCCUGAAAACCCCAGUUUGAUAGAUUAGGGCGUUAUUGUUUCCAAAGCUAUAAAAACCAUAAUUAACUGGACAAGGUAAGGGGAAUUGGACAGAGAUGCUCAAGCACAAAUGAAUGAGGAGCUGUCUGGGUGGAAGCUUGCUGUCAGUGAUGUGUUCAGAUCAGAACCAGAUUGCUCAAAGCUUCUCUGUGUUAUGGUUGGAGAUCGAUGGUGUUCAAAUUACAGGGAUGGCGGUAGUUACUAUUGUCUUUUUAGCCCUUGGUUUCAUGUUGCCAGCUUCAAUAGGGAUGCUGCUGACAGGGAUGAUUCUGCUGUAUCUAUUUCCAGGCAUUGUGGUGGACUAUGUUGCAAAAUGUUUGUGGAGAACCAUCGAAGGAGCUUCAAAUUAAAGAAUGGAGUGGUGCAAUUCCUAUUUCCUUGUCCUUUUGACCCUCUGGUUUUGCAUUUUCAUGCCAGUCACUCUUUUAGGAGGGUUCAUGGGGACACGAGCCGAGGCCAUUCAAUACCAAGUGAGAACAAACUAGGUACAAAUUGAUCACAUUGAGAAGAAAGAACCUGCCUUGUAUAUCAGACAUUUCAAGACCAUUCAAAACACACCCCAAGCGGGAAGAAGAAGAUUGCACAAGUCAGCUCCUCAUUAUUAGUAAGUCAUGAAUUUUUUACCAAGUAAAGAUAUUAUUAUUAUUAUUAGUACUAAGUCAUGGAUUUUUUAUUUUUUUAUAUUUAUCUUUUUUUUUAAGAUGAAUUUGAUGAGAAAUAAUUAAUUAAAUGCAACUAAUUACUCUCUGGAUAUCAUAAAAUUUUUGAAUCUUACCAAAUAUUUUAACCAAAAUCAAAGACAUUGAAGUAGAUUGCACAACUCAGCUCAUCAUUAUCACUAUAUACCACGUGCCAUUUUCUAGUUCUAAUGGGGGGGAUCGAGACGCAAAGUUUCUUUAAAGAAUGGCAGAGUCGGUGGACAUAAUAGCAGCAAUUAAAGCUGUAAGUAGGCUGCUGCAAUAUUUAUGCAUCCAUUGAAGACAUUCUCUAGGGAAAAAUGCAUGUUGUUAUGCGGUCUUUGUUUCAAAAACCAAAGACAUUGAACUACAAUUGUUUUGUCUUCAAGUCAGCAAUUAUCAUAAGCAACAGCGAGAAACCUAUUUUUCUAAGCUAUAAUUUUGUUUCGUCC
Molecule: messenger RNA, 1869 nt
Organism: Populus nigra (black poplar)
Lineage: Eukaryota; Viridiplantae; Streptophyta; Magnoliopsida; Malpighiales; Salicaceae
Exons: 2
Coding region: 811-1236 (141 amino acids)
Source: RefSeq, a predicted model, not a curated record